Molecule: messenger RNA, 1734 nt
Organism: Impatiens glandulifera
Lineage: Eukaryota; Viridiplantae; Streptophyta; Magnoliopsida; Ericales; Balsaminaceae
Product: ethylene-responsive transcription factor RAP2-4-like
Exons: 1
Coding region: 520-1530 (336 amino acids)
Biological process (GO): regulation of DNA-templated transcription
Molecular function (GO): DNA-binding transcription factor activity; DNA binding
Source: RefSeq, a predicted model, not a curated record
AGAUUAAACAAAAUUGUGAGGUUGAAAAACAAGAGUGGUUUUCUUUCUAGAUUGUGAGAGAGAGAGUGUGUGUGAGAUUUUCAUUGAUUUCUGGUUUUCCGAUCAUCUUCUUCUUCCCCUUUCCCCCUCUGUAACAUCCCGCUUCUCUGUAUCCCUUUCUGUAAAUCAUCUGUUUUUCAAAACAAGUUUUCAUUCUGGUUUUGGGUUUGUGAUUUUUGUCUUCAUUAAAAACAAACUUAGACAGGGUUAUUUCUUGGAAACCCAGGUGCUUUCAGGAUACAGAUCCAGGUUUUCUUCACUUCUUCUUCUUCUUAAUUUGGUAUUUUUAUUUGUUUUUUUAAGUUUGAUUUCAAAGAAAUCACCUUACAGGGUAAUUUUUGAAUCCCUCAAAAGGUCGAUUUGUUUUCAGAUCUGGGUCUAGAAAGUUGGGUUCUUUAUUUGCAGAAACCCCUUUUGAUUGAUCCUUUCAAUUACUUAUCUUUUAUUAUACCUUUGUUGUUUGUUUUCUUGAAACUAACAAUGGCAGCUGCAAUGGAUUUGUGGUAUAGUAGUAAUAGUAAUAGUAUGGAAUCCUUUUAUACAGAGUCUGAUCUCUUUAAAGGAGGUGAACUUAUGGAAGCUCUCGAGCCUUUUAUGAAGAGUGCUUCCCCUCCCCCUUCUUCUUCUUUCUCCCCUUCUUUCUUUUCUUCUUCAUCUUCUCCACCAGAUUCUUCUCUAUCUACUUCCAAUUCCUUCUUCUACCCUUCAAAUCCCUUCCAGUCAUCAUACCCAGAUGGCUCUCAUCUCAGUUCUUCAUCUUUAUCUUUAUCUUCAUCCCAAAAUCCCAAUUUCUUCUCUAAUGAUACUCUUGGUCUAAACCAAUUGACUCAAUCUCAGAUCCAACAGAUCCAGUCUCAGAUCCAGCAUCAAAACCAUCAUCAUCAUCAAGCUUUGGCUUCUGUAAACAACAGUUUUCUUGGACCUAAACCUGUUCCGAUGAAGCAGAUCGGCUCUCCUCCAAAACCCACCAAACUCUACAGAGGAGUAAGGCAGAGGCAUUGGGGGAAAUGGGUAGCUGAGAUCCGUCUUCCCAAGAACAGGACAAGGUUAUGGCUUGGAACCUUCGACACAGCUGAAGAGGCGGCGUUGGCCUACGACAAGGCGGCGUAUCAGCUCCGAGGUGACUUUGCUAGGCUGAAUUUCCCAAAUCUCCGUCACAGUGAAACCCACAUCGAAGGAGAGUUCGGUGAAUAUAAGCCACUUCAUUCCGCCGUCGAUGCGAAACUCCGGGAUAUCUGCCGGAAUUUGGCAGAAGGAAAGAGCAUUGACAGGAAGAAAUCCAAGAAACCGGCGGCUGCUAAGGUUUCUGCCGAGAGAAGCUCGUCUUCCUCGGACAGCGAGGAGUCGGCGGGGUCGCCGGAGUUUCAGAUUCCUUCGCCGGAGUUUGAGAUUGCGUUGCCGGAGUUCAGGGAUGAGGAACCUGGUGGUUGGGAGAAGCUGAUGUUGCAUAAGUAUCCAUCUUAUGAGAUAGAUUGGGCUUCUAUUCAAUAAUUAAUUAAUUAAUUAAUUAGGUCAUUUUGUAAUAAUAAAUAAUAAUAAUAAUAGUAGUAUUUAAAUUUGUCACUUUUUUAAUUUUAGCCAUGGAUGGUUGUUAAAAGCUACUUUUUUAAUAUUGGCUUUUAAACAACCCAUGGGUCAUUUUCUGUUUGUAUUAUUCUUCUUCAGUCUGUAUUAAUGUAAUAUUUAUCUUUUUUA